AUGUUUACACAUUCUAUUUCAGAAACUGGAGAAUCUGCAAAUAUAGAUUGGAAGGAGCAGGUUUACCAAGAGAUUCAAAGGAUGAAUAGUGCCUAUUUUUCAAAAGUUCAUUUCUCUUACCAACAGAUGAACAGGGUACUUCAACAGCUUGUGUCUUCUCCUCAAGGAUCAAAUACAAAUAUUUUCGAAAAACUGAGAAAGACGAUGAAAAAAAUAGAAGUUGUUUUGGCACUCUUCAGAUUGAAGAAAUGCCAAAUAACCACUGAUACCAAGAAGAUUCUAGAUGAAGCAGAAAAGUUUAUACAAACUAGUUUUUUUUCAAGGAAUGUUUCUUCCAAUCAUCAAGGACUAAAACAUUUAGCUGAUGAGCAAUCCAGGAAACAAUCUGGUCCAUCACAUUCUAGUAUUUCCCCAUUGGAAAUAAUUGAAACGAAACAAUCACAACAAGCAUUGGGAAAACAGAACUACGAUAUACGGAAGGAUGUUUCUCAGGAAAACAAGCCAUGCUUAAAAGAGCAGCAAGUGAAAAAAAUCGAAACGAAACCAUUACCUCAAGCAUUGGGCACACAGAACUCUCAUAUAUGGAAGGAUCUUUCUCAAGAAAACAAGCCAUGCUUGAAAGAGCAGCAAGUGAAAAUAAUGGAAACGAAACCAUUGUCACAAGCAUUGGGAACACAAAACUCUUAUAUAUGGAAGGAUGUUUCUCAGCAAAACAAGGCAUGCUUAGAACAGCAGCAAGUGAAAAAGAUGGAAACAAAACCAUGGCCACAAGCAUUGGGAACACAGAACUACCAUAUACGGAAGGAUGUUUCUCAGGAAAACAAGCCAUGCUGGAAAGAGCAGCAAGUGAAAAAAAUGGAAAGGAAACCAUCACCUCAAGCAUUUGGCACACAGAACUCUCGUAUAAGGAAGGAUGUUUCUCAGGAAAACAAGCCAUGCAUAAAAGAGCAGCAAGUGAAAAUAGUGGAAACGAAACCAUUGCCACAAGCAUUGGGAACACAGAACUCUCAUAUAUGGAAGGAUGUUUCUCAGCAAAACAAGCCAUGCUUAAAAGAGCAGCAAGUGAAAAUAAUAGAAACGAAACCAUCACCACAACCAUUGGGAACACAGAACUCUCAUAUAUGGAGGGAUGUUUCUCAGCAAAAGAAGCCAUGCUUGAAAAUAAUGGAAACGGAACCAUUACCACAACCAUUGAGAACACAGAACUCUGAUAUAUGGAAGUAUGUUUCUCAGCAAAACAAGCCUUGCUUAAAAGAGCAGCAAGUGAAAAUAAUAGAAACGAAACCAUCGCCACAAGCAUUGGGAACACAAAACUAUCAUACGUGGAAGGAUGUUUCUCAGCAAAACAUGAUAUGCUUAAAAGAGCAGCAAGUGGAAAAACAAUAUACCAAUUCCUCACAGCAUGUAGAUCAAGUUUCUAUCAUGAAAGGCCCUGACAAUGCCGAACAGAAGCAAGCCCAAGGUGCAGGGAAAGCAAGUGAAGCAUUUAGUGUCAGAGUCAACAGUCCGGGCAUUUCAGCUUCACCCUUGACCGAAAACUGCAAUAAGCUUGAAGAAAUUUCUCGUAAAUCUAACCUGACUUUUGAUGAGCCAAGUGCUGAAAUGAAGCACAUUCUUAAAGUGUUAGCCGUCAUAUCACCUGAAGCAUUGAGUGCAUCAGUUAAUGAAAUUAGAGAGGCAGUUUAUUGGAAUGAUGUGCCGCCAACUCCAGAGUUCUUAAAUGGACCACCAAAGAUGGUUCAACAACAAAACCAACCAGGCCUCAUUGCACAAACUGGGAAAAGUUUUGCAUCAGAUAUUGAGCCAUUUUCACAAGCUAGAUAUGUGACUUGGCAUGGUUUUUUUCCAACUGGUUGGAAAAGGUCUCACAGCAUGAAAACAGACCAGUUGUCUGAUGCUGAGGAACCUGACUGGACUUCACUCGCAUAUGAAAAAAAGAAGCCUAGAAUUAUGGAAAAUUCUUCUCUUUUAGAAGAAAUAAAGGAGAUCAACAAUCGAUUGGUAGACAGUGAGAUUGUUGUUGGAGGAAAUUACAGCUUUCUUGAAGCGCCGGGAGUAGCUGCUGAAGCUAGUGAAGGGUUGGUUAUCGAAUUCCUUUUCAAUGCAGAAACUGUCAAUAAGAACCUACUAUUUCAUAUUUCUGCUGAUAAAAAGUCAAUAGUCAAACCAUUAAGGCUGUUCGUUCCUACAGAUUAUCCAACUUCCUCGCCUGUUAUUGUAGACCAACAGAUGUCAGAAGUCAGCACUGAAGACCAGAAAGACCUAUCAACAAUAGCAAAAUCAAAGCUGAGAUGCUCUCUGAGAUGCUUGGAUCAGACAUGGUCACUUGAGGAUAUGGCAAUGUUAUGGGAACAUUGUGUCAGAGAAACACUUAUUGAGUGUGCAAAAGGCUUUGGAGGAGGAACUUUUAGCUCAAUAUAUGGAGAGUGGAAAAAUUAUCAAAAUGAAGUCUAAAUUAAGGCUUAUAGUAAAUCAAUCAUAUACAUUUUUGUUAUGCCAAGGUAUGUCUUCAAUGGACUCAUGUGUCAUGUAUAUAGUAUAUAUAGUAUAAUAGUACAGCUCUACAGUAGAAUAUGAAAGUUUGUUGGAAGCUUUAGAGUCAAGUUGAUAAAAAACCUUCAGUUUUGUCCAUGUGAAGAA
Messenger RNA from Vigna unguiculata (cowpea), 2640 nucleotides. RefSeq lists its product as uncharacterized. Gene Ontology annotation, molecular function: chromatin DNA binding; transcription coactivator activity. NCBI's taxonomy places the organism in Eukaryota, Viridiplantae, Streptophyta, Magnoliopsida, Fabales, Fabaceae. The record is from RefSeq and is a predicted model, not a curated record.